Messenger RNA from Sesamum indicum (sesame), 2740 nucleotides. RefSeq names its product cytochrome c biogenesis protein family. The record is from RefSeq and is a predicted model, not a curated record. Lineage: Eukaryota; Viridiplantae; Streptophyta; Magnoliopsida; Lamiales; Pedaliaceae.
AUGCAUUACCUCGCAGGACUAGAAGGUGCUGGUAUCCUAAACUUGUGUGUGAACGUUACAGAUCUUACCAAUUGAUUCAAGUUAUAUGGCUGAUAGCUGUUGAUGAGAUCAAUAUCCUUUGGGAAUUGAUUUAAGUUAUAUGGCUGGAGCUGUUGAUGAGAUCAAUAUCCUUUUGGGAUAAUUAUAUUUAUGCCACUUGACCUAUUGGCCGUCUACACUCCUCCGUCCCUCCUGCCUUUUAAUUGCAUUCAUUUUUAUGGAGCUGGUAGAUGAUGUGCUGUGAGUUUCUGUAGUUAGAAAAUUUCCAAUAUCUUGGCAAUCUUUGUCCCAAUUUCGUACAACAGCAUGCGUACUUCAGUUUGUAAGAGUUCAUUCUUCCUGCAAUCAGGUGUACUGUUGAGCUAGAAAGAAAGAAAAGAAUAAAUCAAAUCGCGGGCACCAAUCCAUAUAAAGACAAGUCACCUGAGUCUCAAAUUACCAAGGAAUAUUAGAUUAUUCUGAUCUCUUCAUGCGUUUCGUAUUUAUAAGAUGAGAGGCAAGAAAGAUCUUCAAUGAAUGGAGAACCGCCUAAUAAAUUCAGAUAUUUUGCAAACAAAAGAAAUAAUUUCCUAUCUUCCCUCUUUCUGUCUCAAUAUAUACGAGAGGCCAAAAGGCCACUAAGCAAUCCUGCUUUUGUAUUGUGGAUAAACUAACCAACGCGGUCGUUACUACACCUCUUCUCUCACUUGGAAGAACAACACUACAAAAUUUCUUGAGAUAUUUCUGUCGCAAUGAAGACUCUCAAUUCCUCAACAAUAUCAAAGAUCAAUACGCACAAUAUCAGAAAUGCCUUGAGUUGCAGAACCCAGUUUUCCUUUCCCAAGGAUUGUUUUGUCCGCAGUUUAUGCUGUAGCAAGAAUGGCGGCAGCUUCGUACUCGCUCUUUCUUUUAGUAGUAAAAGGAAGAUGGUGUUUUCUAAGCUUCAAACGUCUCAAGAUAAGAGUAAUGUGAAGGGAAAAAAGAAGAGCUUGCAAGCGCCCACUACGACCAAGAUUGAGGCACCUGAGCCUGGCGGCGCGCCGGCGGUUUCCGGGGAAAGUGGUGGAGACUCGGUUCCGCCGCCGCUGCCGCCGGGGAGUAAGAAAGUGGGAUCUUGGAAGUUGAAGGGUUUGCCUAAAAGAGUGCUGGCUCUGCUUUCUAAUUUGCCUCUGGCACUUGCUGAGAUGUUUGCGGUUGCUGCUUUGAUGGCUUUAGGAACCUUCAUUGAUCAAGGGGAGGCACCGGAUUUCUAUUUUCAGAAGUACCCCGAAGACAAUCCUAUUAUGGGAUUCUUCACAUGGAGGUGGAUUCUUACCCUUGGCUUUGACCAUAUGUUCUCAUCUCCACUAUUCCUGGGAACAUUGUCUCUCCUAGGUGCAUCACUUAUGGCUUGUACAUACACAACACAGAUCCCCAUAGUGAAGGUAGCUAGAAGGUGGUCCUUCUUACAUUCAGCUGAGGCAAUUCGUAAGCAGGAAUAUUCAGAUACCUUGCCCAGAGCAUCAAUUCAAGAUUUGGGUGUCAUUCUAAUGGGUGCUGGAUAUGAAGUUUCGCAAUUUCACAGUGAUCUUUCACUCUUUGACCUUAACGGCAAGGAGAUUAUGAGGAAGACGAUAAGUGUGAAUGAUCCAUUAAGGUAUGGUGGGAUCACCAUAUACCAGACAGAUUGGAGUUUGUCUGCACUGCAAAUAAUGAAGGACGAUGAAGGACCCUUUAAUUUGGCGAUGGCACCACUUAAGAUCAAUGGGGACAAGAAGCUUUAUGGAACCUUCCUGCCUGUAGGAGAUGCUGAUUCUACUAAUCUUAAGGGAAUAUCAAUGCUAGCUCGUGAUAUGCAAUCAGUUGUCCUCUAUGACCAAGAAGGGAAAUUUGCAGGAGUCAGACGGCCAAACUCGAAACUUCCAAUAGACAUUGACGGCAUGAGAAUUGUUGUGUUAGACGCGAUUGGCAGUACUGGACUUGAUAUAAAGACUGAUCCAGGAGUGCCCAUUGUUUACGCUGGUUUUGGUGCUCUGAUGCUCACCACUUGCAUCAGUUUUUUGUCUCAUACACAGAUCUGGGCUUUACAAGACGGAACAUCAGUGGUUGUUGGAGGUAAAACAAAUCGGGCAAAGGGUGAAUUUCCAGAUGACAUGAACUUCCUACUUGAUCAAGUUCCAGAGAUAGUCGAUUCAUCUGCUUCAAUGCAACUAGACAGUAGCAGUAGCUAGUUUUAAGUCGCUGUACAAGGGAGAACUCUAGCGUUGGAGCUUGCAUUCCUUCUCUGCCACCAACACAAUCCAUACUAAAUGGAGAAAAAAUGAGAUUUAAUCGAUCAGGUGAGAUGUUUGCCACUUGCAAACAUGUUCUCUCUUAAAACAAUCUUAAGAGAAUUUCUAAAAUCUGAUUAGUGAAGUCACAUAGACAUGUUUUUGGCAGCAUAUCUUAUACUGUAUACUGGUUUCUAGUACAUGUACAUUUUUGUAUUAUACCUGUCUGUUUCAGACAACUAAUUCGACCAAGAAAAUAAGUCUUGAAUCCAAUUCUUUCACGUCAUCUUGAUGUAAUUAGGACAGUUAAGCGGUACCAUUCUGCUGAAGUUAUCAUUAGGAAACAUCGAGCAUGGUUGUGCCACUGGCAUUAUCACUUCAAGAUUCCUCUUGUGUUGCUCGUGUCUUGUGUCUGUACAUAUGUAUAUGUGUGUGCUUUUGUGUGAGGAUGAUGGUGUAUAUUAAAUGAGUAA